UGGCCCUAAGCCUGCGCCCUGCCUCGCCGUGCACAGCAUCCCCAUCCUUGCUCCCUGAAAUCACCGAGUCCUAUUUAAAUCCCUUGUUCAACUCCUCUCCAGGUUCCCCUGGAAUCUGGACCACUGUUGGUCAAGUGACACAUUAGGCAUGUUAUCCCCCCAGAUUGAAGGCUCCUGGGGCAGACUGGCUGAAAUGUUGCCAUCUUCUCAUGAUCAGGCCUUUGUGACACUGACCACAAACGAUGCCUACGCCAAAGGAGCCUUGGUCCUGGGCUCGUCUCUGAAACAGCACAGGACCACCAGGAAGCUGGCCGUGCUUGCCACCCCGCAGGUCUCAGACUCCAUGAGAAAAGUUUUAGAGACAGUCUUUGAUGAAGUCAUCACAGUAGACGUCUUGGACAGUGGCGAUUCUGCUCAUCUAACCUUAAUGAAGAGGCCUGAGUUGGGCGUCACGUUGACUAAACUGCAUUGCUGGUCACUUACGCAGUAUUCAAAAUGUGUGUUCAUGGAUGCAGAUACUCUGGUCCUAGCAAAUAUUGAUGAUCUUUUCGAGAGAGAAGAAUUGUCGGCGGCACCAGACCCAGGGUGGCCUGACUGCUUCAAUUCUGGAGUCUUUGUUUAUCAGCCUUCAGUUGAAACGUACAAUCAGCUAUUGCACCUUGCUUCUGAGCAAGGCAGUUUUGAUGGUGGGGACCAGGGUUUACUGAACACAUUUUUUAGCAGCUGGGCAACAACAGAUAUCAGAAAACACCUGCCAUUUAUUUAUAACCUAAGCAGCAUUUCUAUAUACUCCUACCUCCCAGCAUUUAAAGCAUUUGGUGCAAAUGCCAAAGUUGUGCAUUUCCUGGGACGAAUCAAGCCAUGGAAUUAUACGUAUGAUCCUAAAACAAAAUGUGUCAAAAGUGAGUCUCAUGAUCCCACCAUGACUCAUCCAGAGUUUCUCAACCUGUGGUGGGACAUCUUCACCACCAGCAUUUUACCUCUGCUUCAACAAUUUGGCCUCGUCAAAGACACCCACUCAUACUUAAAUGUGGAAGGCGUCUCGGGAGCCAUAUCGCAUCUGUCCGUUGGGGAGACCCCGGCUGCGGCACAGCCUUUUGUGUCCUCAGAAGAACGGAAGGAGCGGUGGGAACAGGGCCAGGCUGAUUACAUGGGAGCAGAUUCCUUUGACAACAUCAAGAGGAAACUUGACACUUACCUCCAGUAGAAACACUGCCAUUCUCCCAUGGACACAUCCACUUCACGGGCACUUGUUUCUGAUACUUAGCAUCUAGAGCUGGGUUAGGAAAGGUCUGUUACAGUUGCUAGAAGCUUUGCUAAAAUUCAUCAGAUGAGGGGAUUUUGCAGGACAACAGGUGAGAACUGGGCAGAAGUCGCAAAGUAGCAGCAGCUCUGUUACGUGGACAGUGUUCUGCUUUUUAAUCCUAGGCUUAUUCAGCUCAUGUGUCGGAACUUCUUACUUUUGCUGAUGGCCAACAAAUGUGGUAAGGGAAACCCAGGCUAUUAAAACGGCUACAUUGCCGCCGAGAAACGUGCCAGUGCAGGCCCUGAAUCAGCCUCCCUCCGAUGGGACAGGGUAUCUCUCGCUUGCUUGCUUGUCGUACCUCUCACUAGACUUGCGUUUUAGAGUUGCUCAGAGACUGCCAGAGUGAUCGUGAUUCUGCUUUCAGGUAAAGACCGCCCGCGGCACUGCUGAGUGAUCCGUGAACCUCUCGACAGGUAGCGUUGGCCCAUUCUGUUUCCUAAUUGCAGUGUCUGAAACCGUUCACCAGUGUCCCAUGUGUACAGUAAGGCCGCAUGCUAACACGCUCUUGUUCGGUUCUGUGUAUCUGUAAACAGCAGUGUGUUCUCUGAUGGUCACCUGCCGGGGCACCUUGUAUGAAAAUAAAGACUUGUUGCCAUA
Messenger RNA from Nyctereutes procyonoides (raccoon dog), 1903 nucleotides. RefSeq names its product glycogenin 1 (gene GYG1). Gene Ontology annotation, cellular component: cytoplasm. Bases 149 to 1207 code for a protein of 352 amino acids. Gene Ontology annotation, molecular function: glycosyltransferase activity. Lineage: Eukaryota; Metazoa; Chordata; Mammalia; Carnivora; Canidae. The record is from RefSeq and is a predicted model, not a curated record. The transcript has 7 exons.